CUGGGGGCCGCCAUGGAGGUGGCACCGGUACCGGCAGCGGUACCGGCAGCGGCGCCGCCGCAGAAGCGGUUCUACCGGCAGCGGGCGCACUCCAACCCGCUGGCCGACCACACGCUGCGCUACCCCGCCAGGCCCGAGGACAUGGACUGGGCCCAGCUCUUCCCGGCCUUCUUCCCCGCGGCUCCGGAGGCGGCGGCACACGUGGAAUUCGCCGACAUCGGCUGCGGCUACGGAGGGCUGCUGGUGGAGCUGGCGCCGCUCUUCCCCCGCACGCUCAUGCUGGGCCUCGAGAUCCGCGUGAAGGUGUCGGACUUCGUGCGGGACCGGAUCCGGGCGCUGCGCGCGGCGCAGCCCGGCCGCUACGACAACAUCGCCUGCGUGCGCAGCAACGCCAUGAAGCACCUGCCCAACUUCUUCCGCAAGGGCCAGCUCAGCAAGAUGUUCUUCCUCUUCCCCGACCCGCACUUCAAGAGGACCAAGCACAAGUGGCGGAUCAUCAGCCCCACGCUGCUCGCCGAGUACGGCUACGUGCUGCGCCCGGGGGGCCUCGUUUACACCAUCACGGACGUGGCCGAGGUGCACGAGUGGAUCGCGCGGCACUUCRGCGGCCACCCGCUCUUCGAGGAGGUGCCGCUGGGCGAGCUGGGUGACGACCCGGUGGUGGCRCGGCUGGCCACGGCCACCGAGGAGGGCAAGAAGGUGCAGCGCGGCGGCGGCAGCACCUUCCCGGCCGUGUUCCGGCGCGUCGAGGACGCGGCGCUGCGGGAGGAGGCGUGA
Messenger RNA from Nothoprocta perdicaria, 777 nucleotides. It is a transcript of the gene METTL1, whose product is annotated as methyltransferase like 1. Gene Ontology annotation, molecular function: tRNA (guanine(46)-N7)-methyltransferase activity. The record is from RefSeq and is a predicted model, not a curated record. Gene Ontology annotation, biological process: RNA (guanine-N7)-methylation; tRNA methylation. Lineage: Eukaryota; Metazoa; Chordata; Aves; Tinamiformes; Tinamidae. The transcript is spliced from 6 exons. Gene Ontology annotation, cellular component: tRNA methyltransferase complex. Bases 13 to 777 code for a protein of 254 amino acids.